This is a messenger RNA of Pongo pygmaeus (Bornean orangutan), 7887 nucleotides long. RefSeq names its product transmembrane protein 263 (gene TMEM263). Lineage: Eukaryota; Metazoa; Chordata; Mammalia; Primates; Hominidae. The record is from RefSeq and is a predicted model, not a curated record. The coding region runs from base 4406 to 5272 and encodes 288 amino acids. The transcript is spliced from 3 exons.
AAUGGCGUGAACCCAAGAGGCAGAGCUUGCAGUGAGCCGAGAUUGUGCUACUGCACUUCAGCCUGGGUGACAGUGUGAGACUCCGUCUCACAGAAAAAAAAAAAGGUAUGUUUUGCAAAUAUUUUCUCCCAGUCUGUUGCUUGUUCUUUUGUUUUCUUAAGUGACAUCCAAAGAGCAAGUGUUAUCCAAAGAGCAAGUUUUUAUAAAUUUCUUUCUUUCAUGGAUUGUGUGUUUUUUGUUGUACCUAAGAAAACUUUGCCUAAUUCAAGAUCAUAAAAAUGUUCUCCUAUGUUUUCUUCUAAAAGUUUUUAUUUUCACAUUUAGAUCUAUGAUCCAUUUUGAAUUAUUUUGCAUAUGGUGAAAGGCAUGAGUUUAUAGGUGUUAAGCUUUUGUUUUCAAAAUGAUGUCCAAUUAUUCCAACAUGUGCUUCUUUUCACUGUCUUUUAAUAAGGCUCAAUUUAGCAGACACUCUAUAUAUGAUCCACAAAAAGAAAGGGAACCUUCUAGCUUUGGUGUGACAAUCCUAUGGCUGGAGAUGAAAGGGCAGUUUCCUUUGACUGGCAGAAAUACCUAAUAAGUAUGCUUUCUACUCCAUAGAAAUGCAUGAUAUAGAAUAGUCCAGAAAGAACUGUCAAUGCUUUCUAGUCAAAGAUCACCAGGAACACACCUGUGGUUGAACAAGUUGAAUUUACUACUCAUUGCAGCAAGAAGAACACAUCACAGGGAACCAUGUGGCAUACUGGUAAGGUGAUUGAAAAAAUCCUUUUGUAAGAUUUGGGUUUGUGUUAGGUGAUCUGAUAGAGGGUUUAAGGUGGUGGAACUUUGCUCUAUGCUCUAAACAGGAUAUUGUCAGGAAGUGGGAGUAAUUCUAUGAUUGGGUAUCUUAAUAAAUCUUAUCUAGAAAGAGGGAAGACUGGAAUGAGGCUUAAGCUGUCAUUGGCAAAGAGGCAACAGCUACGUAGACUAAUUUGGUAUUUUCAUUUUGUGUAUUCCAUUUGGUGGGUUGGACAGCAUUUGUGUUUUUGUCUACAUUCACACAUGAUUAUGAAGUAGUCUUAUUUUUGUCCUGAUCCACCAUGAUCAUGGAGUGGCCUCGUCUGAUGUUGAUGUUCUCUAAAAUUAUUUUUGUUCAACAAGAAUACCAAAGCCUAGUGUGCCAGCAUUUACUGCAUGUCAGAAACUGCUUUUCUCUUUCUCAGAAUAUAGUGGUUAAGAACUUGGGCUCUAGAGUCAGACAAAAUUGUGUUUGAUUCUAGAGCCUGCUCUUCACUAGCCUGUGGGACCCGGGGUAAAUUAUCCAACUUCUCUAUGCCUCAGUUUCCUCAUAUGAAUAUAGGAUUCCCUAUAUUAGAAUAUAAUGUACUUGCUUCAUUGGAUUGAGAGAAAUCAGAUGAUCAAGGUUAGGAGCUGUGUCAAAUAAAUCUACCCUAUCAUUGGAAAAAUUAAGAAGGAUAUUGGUGCAGGCAAAGGAAAACCAACAGCACAGGUGAUUGUGCCAGGAAUGGCAAAGAGCAGUUAAGAAAGUGAGAAAAGAAAGCAUAAUGGUUUACACCGGGGGGUAACUAACCUUUAUAAAGCUGUUAAUUUAAUGCAAGGAUAACGCAUUACACUCAUGAAAACAUGGUGAAACAGGAAAAACGUGCGCACCUUGCAACAAGUAGGCUUCUUAAAUGAGUCCAUACUGAAACCCUGGGAAGAGUGUUUGAUAAUGAUGAAAACUAUGAUUGUGCACAUAACAGGAGACAGACUCACAUGUUGGGUAGAAGGUUGGGCUGGAGCUUUUUAAACUUCAGUGUACUAUCAGCCUAGAAAUAAUUUCUUGCUUUAACAUUACUGGUUUCUGCCUUCUUUCUGGUCCACUUUGAACCACCCCACCAUGUUAAGCAAUGUCACAUCUAAUUUCUAAGUUUUUCAAUAAGGCAAAAAGACUGUGUCUGUACCCAACUAAAAGAAAACUCAGUCACUUAAGAGGCUGGGUAAUUGAUAUGUGUAUUAAGAAUUUUGUUAAAAGAAUUUUAUUGCCUGAAGGCACUAAGAAUUCAUUAUUAUUGUUAUUUUGAGAGGGUCUCUGUCACCCAGGCUGGAGAGCAGAGGCACAAUUUUAGCUCACUGCAGCCUUGAAAUCCUGGCUCAAGUGACCUUCCUGCCUCAGCUUCCCAAGUAGCUAGGACUACAGGUGCAUGCCACCACACCUGGCUAUUUAUUUAAUUUUUGUAGAAACAGGGUCUCACUAUAUUGACCCGGCUAGUCUCAAACUCCUGGCUUUAAGCAAUCCUCCCACCUUGGCCUCCCAAAGUGCUGUGAUUACCUGGCCAGGGCUCAUUAAGACAUGACAAAAUCUUUCAAAAUAACAUCCAGAAAUAAAUGUUUCAUUUUAUUUUUCUUGAAACAGGGUCUCACUCUGUUGUCCAGGCUGGAAUGCAGUGGUGUGACCAUGGCUCAGUGCAGCUUUGACCUCCCAGGCUCUAGCAAUCCUCCUGCUUCAGUAUCCCAAAUAGCUGGGACUACAGGAGUGUGCCACAAUGCUCAAUUAUUAUUAUUAUUUUUUUAAGAGAUGGGAUCUCCCCAUGUUGCCCUGGCUGGUCUUAAAUUCCUGGGCUCAAGUGAUCUUCCCCCGACUCAGCCUCCCGAGGUGCUGGGAUUACAGGCAUGAGCCAUCUGUAUUUUAUUUUAACAAUCUAAGAAAGGGAGGUCACAGAAUGGGAAUCAAGAACUUAGAGGAGUUCAGACUAUAAAACGAAGAAAUACUACAAGUCAUGUAUUUCUUCGUUUUAUAGGCUGAACUCCUACACCAGGAGUUUCUGGUGAACUCAUGACCUCCCAAAGGAGCUCUUUUAAAUCUUAGUUGGUUUAUCAAACAGAUUCAACUGCUGCUUUGAGUUAUGGCUUUUGAUAACCGUAAAAAUGCAAAAUCUCCCAGGAGUGGCUACAAUCUUGUCAGUCAUUUGUACUUUAAUAAUAGAUUCUCUUGCAAAACGACGUGCAAAGGGAAGAAGAAACAAGACGUAAUUGUGCACUUCAUAAUUUUACCUAGAGUUCAACCUUGAAAGGUCACAUAUUAAGGAUAGAAGUUUGUGUAAUAACGAGAAAACAGAGGAUAUCCGUUUCUUCACAUACUGGAUAAACAACAAUCCACGGAUCCUGCUAAUCAUCCAAGCCAUAUGUUGAAUUGACAAGAGUAUUUAAUUUCCUCUUUCUGCUUUGAGAAACUAAAAUAUCUUCACAGUCUGAGCACAGUGGCUUAAGUGGCCUUAAUUCUCUGAUUUCAUAAGUUAAUGAUUAGGUUGAAGCUAUAAACUAUAGUCCAUUCCAUUUAAGACCUGGAUCAAAGUUAGCUUCAUCCAGCAUGUUUUACCACGUCCUUUCUGAGCUAUGUUGUCAAUAGUUACCAUUCAGUUCCAACAUCCUGAAUAUUCUGCAGUUGAUAAACCAUUUUGUGAGGUUUUUUUUUUUUUUUUUGCUUUCUGUGUAUGUUUUUGACUCGCGUGUUUUUGCUUCACUAAUCAGAUUGCGAAAGGAAACAUCUCACGUUUGCAUAGGACUUCACAGUUCAUAAAGACCUUUCCCACCCACCACAAAAAAAGUUUGACAAGUUUCCCGUCAUCUUCAUUUUAUAGGUGUGGAAAGGGAGUCAAAGAAAAGUUAAUAGAUACCAUUUAUCUAGUUAAGCAGGCUUUGAGCAGUUCAUCUCCUCCCGUCCUCAAAACGACCUUCUGAGGUGUCUCCUGCAACCCUGCUCUGAAGCUCAGAGCGAGACGGCCUCACAUCCCGGGGGCUCAGCUCUGGCGGGGCCGCCACGCGCCUCCCCGUCCGUGCCUUUGGACGGGCGAGGAGAGCUGCUGCCCCGGCGGGGACCACGUGGAGGGGCCUAAUCAGCAAGUGGCAAGGACGCGGCGCAAAGCCAGGCUUUCUAAUGUCCAAUCCGCGGCUCUUUCGAUACUGAAUACCCACCUCUGCAACAAAUUUCGAGCGCCUGGCAGGCCCUGCACCAAGCCUACGGUGAUGGCGACCCAGGCGGGUUUUUACUCUCAAGAAGCUCAAUUCUAGGGCAGGGAGAAGUAAAAUUAAAAAAAAAAUCAUAAACUGAAAAACACAUAAAUAAGCCACGUCUCUCCUCACCCCUAGCACUUAGUCACAAAGGCCUGUAGACUGUCCCGACGUGAACUUCUGAGCAGGCCCCGCUGUCAGUCCCUGAGGACAGCAGGCAAGGGAGGUUGACGUCCCUGGACGAAGAAAGUGCUGGAGAAACUGGCGACCGUCCCACCUUCCCUAAGGCGAAGGUUCUGAAUUCCGAAGACCGUUACUCGGCGCGGAACGCGGGCAGCCGCCGACGUCAAAACACCGGGCCUGAGGGCCGCGGCCUAGGCGUCUCCCGGGCUUCGCGCCCCUCGCCCGAUCUGAUUGGAUGGUGGCGGGAAGAAGGCGGGGAGACCCCCGGAGGAGGCGCGCGCAGGCCGGCCGGUGGUUCCCACGGAGGCGCCCAGGGGGCGAAGGGGCGGGAGCGGGCCUCGGAGCGUCGCGCGUGCGCAAUUGGGACACGGCCGGCUGGGGACUGCUGGGAGGGCCGGACCCUGCGAGAAACGGGUGGGCGUGUGCCCGGUGGGCGCGGGAGGGGCCCGGGCUGCACGAGCGCGCGUGCGCCUCGGAGCCGGAGCCGCGGGAGGAGGCGGGAGCUGAGGAGGCGGCGGAGGGGCGGGUCGCGUCGGGCGCCACGUCCGCAGCCAGAGGCCUCCGUCUCCACCUCCACCGCCGCCGCCACAGUCUUCCAGCUCCACAUCCUGAGAGGACGCCUCCGGAGCCGCGACUGCCCGGGGUUGUGCCGGCCGCCGCUGCCGCCCAGGCCGCCUCAGCUCUCCUCGGCACCGGCCCGCUCACUCCGCCCGGCCCUGCCCUAGCGCUGGCCGCGACCCCGGCGGAGAUCAUGAAUCAGACAGAUAAAAAUCAACAAGAAAUCCCAUCAUACCUUAAUGAUGAACCACCAGAAGGUUCAAUGAAAGAUCACCCACAGCAGCAGCCAGGCAUGUUGUCCCGUGUGACUGGGGGUAUCUUCAGUGUUACAAAGGGAGCUGUUGGUGCCACCAUUGGUGGUGUGGCUUGGAUUGGUGGAAAGAGUCUGGAAGUGACCAAAACAGCUGUUACAACUGUGCCUUCCAUGGGAAUAGGGCUGGUGAAAGGGGGUGUAUCUGCUGUGGCUGGAGGUGUUACAGCUGUUGGGUCUGCUGUUGUAAACAAAGUGCCCUUAACAGGAAAGAAGAAAGACAAAUCUGACUAAAAUAUAGAGAUACACUUGCGCUCCACAGCACUAUAAUGCCAAUGGCAUUGAAUUGCUAAAUUAUGGACUACAACCAAGUCAACUGUUUUGGACAUUUAUCUUCUAAACUGCUGUGUUGAAAGUAUUGAUGACUGGCUUUCAUCUAAAAAGAAGAGACCAAUACGAGCACAGUAUAUGAAGGUUUCUCAUACUUAAGUUCCAGCUUUUUAUCUGGUAAAAUGUUACACUUACUCGGUUGUAACUGAAGAUAUGGUAUGUUUGAAUAUUUACUAUAAGUCUUUCAGUUUGACUAAAAAUGUGAAAGUUGAAUUUAGUAGAUGAUCUUCACAGUUCCAUAUGUAUAAUGUGCCAGGUAACUCACCUGCCCCUUAAGAAGGGAACCUUGAAUUACAUAAGCCGUACCUUUGAUGUGCCUAAUAGUUUCAGAUGUCUUAGUUUUUUAUAACCAUAGUUGAUUAGGCCAAGAGACAUUCAUUUGUUAUUUAAGCUGGCAAAAUUAGCAGGAAUUAGAGAAGUUUAAAAAGAAAAGAUUAAUGGUUUUAUGAUAAUGUUAACCAUCUUUUGUUAUGCCUUACAAAAGAAAACAUCUUUUCUAAUACCCUGAAUAUGUGCUGUUCUUAGAAUCAUCUAUGGAUUCUUUUAAAGUUUGUUUGUGAAAUUAGUUUUCCCUCUUUAGAAUCUCAGGAGUAGUGGGGUAAAGACAUUUCCUGCUGUCAGUGGAUAAGACAGUGCUUGUUAACUCUUUUGGCAGUAGUUAAAAUCAAAUUGUACACUUCUCAGCCUGGGUUCAUGCUUCAUCAUUAAUACACCUCACAGUGCCUACGGAACAUUUACUUACUGGUUAGAAGGUAUUUUGGAAGAGUUUCAUAUUAAGGAGGAACAAAUAAUAAUUUUAAGUUCUUAAAAAUUACCUAAAACACCCCAAAUAUAAAAAGAAGCCUUCACACCUAUUCUGUCUUUAGGAUGUCUUAAAUUAUUAGCAGUACUCCUUUUUUAAAAACACUGUAAAAGUAACCACAAGUAUGUGAGGACUUACUAUUUUAAAUGGAAUGGAAUGAGCUCCAUAGAUUAGUUUUGAAUAUAAAAUAUAUAAAAGUGCUUCAGUGGUUUAUAUAGGCUUUAAAAACAUGUUAUCUUACAGUCCUUUAAAGCAGCCGUAGAGUUUGUAUCAUUUUUCAAGCCAAUUUCAGUCAGGGAUUUGAAGUGUUUGAUUAUGGAUGAUAAAUGUGUCAUAUCUUAUUAAUAUGUCUCAUGUCUCAUUCCUUCUUAGUAUGAUUUAGCCGGAAUUCAUUUUCUUUUUGUUUCAUGUUUAAUUUCAUAAAACAUUUAACAAUUGGCAUAUAUACUUGGUAUUCCUGUCCACCAAGGAUUAUAAUCCAAGUCUGGGAAAAUCUUAAAUUUCUUUUUACUUAAAUCUGGAAAUUUGUCUCCAUUCUGCCAACUUUUUUUUUUUUUUUUUAUAGUGGAGGGGAGGAAGGGGGGUGAUACCUUGCAGUAAGUAAGUCAAAAUAGCAUGCCUGAAAAUUUGAAACAGACCAUUCUAACACCCAAGGCUUGUUUAUAAAAUACUUGAGAAUUACGUUAAUGUGGAAUCAACAAAUGCAGAAGAAUAUAACAUAACUUUUAAAAGCUUUCAUAAAUACCAGCAGCAAUUGUAAGCAAAUUUACAAAGGUUCUUGAACCUUUCUAUUAUAUACAAAACUGAAAAGUCAUUAAGGAGUUCAACUAAUCAGGAAUUAAACGGUCAUUUAUUUCAUGCAGUAUGAUUUAAGGUAUUUCUUGGGAUUCUGGUCAAAUGUCAUAAUCAGCAAACGGGAUUAAAAAAAACUCCAAUAGGUGAACACUAAAUAAUUAUUUAAAUAAUGGUAUUGGAGAACUUGUUUCCUGCUAUUUGGAAGAGAUUGUUGCUUCAUUGCUAGUUUGUAUUUCUAACUUCUACAGUUAUAGACUCCACUGUGCUUUGUGUCUGAAUUUCUCAGUAUAGACAUUUUGUUUACUGUAUGCUUGCAUAUUUAUUUUCAACUUUGCCUGUCUUUAAAAUUGCUUGAGUAAAAUGGUUGUAAUUAAUUUCUGCUACAGAAAAGCCACCUGGUACGUUUUGUCUCAUCAGGAUUGUUUUAAAUUCUAAACUGUAACUUUGUUCAGAGGGGCUUUUGCAAUGAUAGCAGAAAACCGUACAAAUGUACAGUUAGUUAUAGAGGUUCUUGUUGAAAUGAAUUUACCAUCUGAUGAUAUGUAUGUACAGCUGUAUACUUGAGUCUUUUUUAGUUUACUUAGAAAGACUAGCAAUUUGACCUGUUAAACAGGACUAGUUCAAGUCAAGAAACUAAGGUGGUUGUAUACGCCUGGAGGCAUCUGUUAUUCAGCUUAUCCUUUGAGUGGGUAUUUGGCACAAUGAGGAUAAACUUACGUGACCCACUUGAAUGGCUGAUCUAAUAAUGUUGACAUUAUGCAUUCUGUACUUAGUGAAAUGUCAGAUGAAAAUAACUGAUGAAUAAUUUUUUUGUAUUAAAGGGAUGGGAAAAGAACACAUGAAUUUGUUAAUAAAGCACUAUGAUCUGCAAACGAUGGAAUGUUUCAUAAAGAUCUAAAGAAAUAAAGGAAACUUUAAAACA